Messenger RNA from Corvus hawaiiensis (hawaiian crow), 1760 nucleotides. RefSeq names its product C-X9-C motif containing 4 (gene CMC4). Lineage: Eukaryota; Metazoa; Chordata; Aves; Passeriformes; Corvidae. The record is from RefSeq and is a predicted model, not a curated record. Bases 146 to 490 code for a protein of 114 amino acids. Gene Ontology annotation, cellular component: mitochondrial intermembrane space. The transcript is spliced from 3 exons.
CCGGUCCCACGCCCGUACCACACCCCCUCUCCUCCAGCCCUUCCUGCCCGGCUUGGCCACACUGCCCCCCGCUCCCGCUCCUCGGCCCGGCUCCUGCAUCCCUUCCCUCGCCCUCCCCGCCCUUCUGCGUGGCUCCCCUCGCAUUAUGUCCAUCUUUUUGUCUUCCUGUUUUUUUAGAUCCCACCAAAGCUCGGUCUGCCCUCCCCACGCUGCUGGACAGCCCGGCUGGUCGGUGAGCAUCUGCUACCCCUCAUUCCUGAACAUGUCCCGGAAGGAUCCCUGCCAGAAACAAGCCUGUGAAAUACAGAAAUGCUUGCAAGCGAACAACUACAUGGAGUCCAAGUGUGAAGCUGUGCUUCAGGAGAUGCGGAAAUGCUGCGCCCGGUACACCAAGGGCAGAUCCAUCUGUUGUUCAGGGUUUGAGAGAGAAGAAAGGGAGAGAGAAAAGGUUAAGUUGGCUUCAGAAGGAAUUUCCCCACCACCUCAGUAACACAAUGCAGCUCCAGCAGGUGCUGGAGCAUGGACUCACUUGAAGAGCUCGUGUGUGUUUUUUCAAGCCUUCUUUAGACUUUCAGAAAAGCCAGAUUGCUCCUAGAACACACCGUUUGGCACACCAAAAAGUAAAACACAGUACCAACAGAUGGCCUGGUUAACAAACUUUAUUUUCUGUAUGAACACAUUAUCUAUGUUGCCUCUGCAUCACACCUGUGAAAUGUCAACUUGAUGUUUUUAGGAUGCUUACCUUACUCUAAUCCAUCUUUGCUCUAAAAAUGGAGAAUUGGAACCAAGUUAUGCUGGCUUCUGGAGCGAGAGGUACAGGAAAUGAGCUCAGAAGAGUGAGUUUAAACAUGAAACAAACCCAUCUUGACAUAACAAAGGUAUUGCUGCCACCAUGCAGUAGUUCCAACCAACACUUGCCUGUCCAGUGGUUCAAGCUCAAGAAUGGGAAUCAGGUCUGAUGAUUGUUCCUAAGUCUUGCAUAGAUCAUGAGUGACUACAAGUCACUUUGCCUAAGUGCCUCCGUUUUCCACUGGACAGAGCUGUUUAUUUUAUAUUUGAAUUGCCUACACGCUGCUAUUUGCAUGAUAAAGAUGUUACAGGAACAUUAUUUCAGGGAUUGCUACAGGGAUAGGAUAUUUUUUUAAAAAAGCAAUAUUCAUUUGAAAGAUCUGACUGUUGAUACAAAAUUUAUAAAUUUAUGUCUAAUUGAACACCUUUAAGCAAUAUGCUUUGAAUCCAAGUCUAGUUAAAGCUGCUGAUACCCAAAGGCCUGUCACAGAGCCCUGGGCUAGAUCCAAGAACUGACUUAGGUGCUGCUUACUGAACAAGCAGUUGUAGGCAGUUAUUUUCCACACAGCAUUCCAGACUCACUCCCAAGCCGGCUGUGUCUGGACCCCAGGAGAGAUGCCUUUCCAGAAGCUCUCGGCCAUGCAGCAGAAUUUCCUGUGACCUGUAGGAAGAGCUCAUAGACAGGUUCCUGCACCACCCUUCAGAGCUGCCUGUCUUGCUGUCCCCUGUAGCAGGAGUCCAGGCACCCAAAUAUCAGGCUCCCAACCCACUAGCCCUAACUCUGUCAUUAGAUCUAGCCGUAAAGGACUUUCGUGCUGUGAGCAAGUACAACUUACUUAUGAAAUAGAGCUUCUAUAAACAGACCACUGAGGUCUAGGCACAAUAGUUGUGUGUAUUGAAGCCUAGAAGAGCAAACCAUCUGUAUUCACUGCUCUGAAAUAACAUGGUACAAAAUAAACAACUGGAACAAA